Molecule: messenger RNA, 2871 nt
Organism: Trichobilharzia szidati
Lineage: Eukaryota; Metazoa; Platyhelminthes; Trematoda; Strigeidida; Schistosomatidae
Source: the annotation of a GenBank genome assembly
AUGGCAACGAUAAAAGAUAAAAGACUUGUGAAUGUAUUCUGUCAACGACAUUUAUUAGAAAUAUGCCUCUCACCGAUCAGUCAACCGCCAUAUCAAAAUUUAGCUGAAAAUCUACACCUACGUCGAUCUAUUGCAUUUGUAACCAAUUUAACGCUUCAUCAAAAUUUCAUUGAUACAUGCAGACUGGAUGUUAAACGGAACAGUUUACAAGGCAAACAAUGGAACCAUACAACAGUAAAUCCUGUGAGAGCUGAACAACAUCAGGUACUGUGUAAAACUAUCGACUGGAGACAAGAUCCUACAAGGACUCCAUGUGGUAUAAGUAUUACAGAAUACAUGAGUGGACACUUAUACACUGGUUAUCUUGCUGUUAUCACUAGUCAAGAACACCGCAAUCAAGAGUCUGAUCUGCUAUUUCAAUUCACCUGUAAAACAAACAAUGAUGUACCGCAUCGGGUGCCAGGACAGGUUUUUGAAAGAAAUCUUGACACUGACAAAGAAGAUCUAUUCAAAGAUUCUUCAUGGCCUAAACUUGAUGUCAAACUAUCCAUAAAAGAUGAAAAUGGACAAUCUGUACAAACAAUACUUGAAUCAACCGCUGUGAAAUUUGAAGCUGAAUUAAUCGAUGAAUUGAAUAUCUACAAAGCUGUAAUUGUAGAGGAAUGUUAUAUGAUCGACGAAUUGGAAUCUGGACAGAGGAAUGCAGAUUCAAAAGAAACACUUUUGCUGUAUAAAGGGUGUCCAAUGCUUAAGUCAGAAUCAACAGGCAAAUCAACGAUUAGUUUCAAUUUUCAAACAAAUCACUAUGGUAAUGAACAAGCUUUAAUAUUUAGAUCAACAGAUAAUUUACAUCAUAUACAAACAGGUUUAUUUCGUCUAUAUCCAAAUUAUUCAUCAACAUUAGUGGAUGGAAGAACAAGUAGAACAAGUACUACAGGCAGUAAUUAUACAUUUACACAUGAUAGAACAAUGAAAUUGACAUUUGAACAAAUGAAUUCGAUAGAUGAAACAUUUAAACAAAAAUUAAGCGAAAUUGGACAUAGAUUGCAUGAAUUAAAAUUCACUUGUAUAUUUCGUGUAUGCAAACAAUUGGCAUGGUGUUCAUGGCCAUCUGCUUGUGAUUCAACGUUGACAAGUUUGAACAAUCCUCGAAUAACAUUUUUACCUCCUGGCCUACGUAUAAUACAACGUUCUGUACCUUUGUAUUUAAUUGAAAGUGUGCCAAGCAGUCAUUUGCCAGUGAAAAAACAAGCAAAAUCAAAAGUCUGUGAAGAGCUGUUCUGUUCCAAUACCCUACAUAUUGUAUUAAUGAUGGGUUUAGUCGGUAUACUGACCUGUCUAAUGGGUGUUAUGGGUAUGCUGUUAGCCAGAAAGUAUCGUCAUCGCCUGCAUCAAACACGUAGUACAUUUCUACGAUCUAAAACAAAACUGAAGCAGUCUAAUCAUUCAUCUGCUCCUCCGGCUCCUCCUCCUGGUUCUGGUGCCGCUGGUGCUGGUGCUGGAGGUGGCGGAGCUCCUCACCACCACGGACGUCAUCACCAUCAUGAUCAACAUUGUCUACAAUGCUCUGAAACAAAUACACAAUCGUUAAUCUCAUCAUCGUCAUUAUUAUCGAAAAGUUAUUAUAAUCCAAUCAUCCAAUCGACAAUCACUCAACAUUUACUUCAUUAUAAGCAGCAAACAGAACAACAACAAUCAGAAAAUGGUGCAUUGAAGAGUUUGUUAACAGUUGAUAAUAAUAUUGAUACUAAUAUUAACAGUAGUAGUAAUAAUAGUAGUAAAUAUAAUAAUAAUAAUAGUGAUAUCAGUAAUAUUAAUCCGUCAUGUACCAUUGGUAUGAAAGAUUGUUGUAAAUACUGGUUGAAUGAACAUUCUUACGCUAACCCUUUACUCAUAAAAAACUCUUCUAAUGAUUUAUCCCAAUAUCAUCCACAUGCGUGUCAUCAAUUACAACAUGGACAACAAACACACACAGCUAUACAACCCCAACAACACCACCAACAACAUCAGUUGUCGUCAUCUUCAUCAGGAGCUACACCAAGUCAUUGUUCAUGUCUAAGUGAUAUUGUAUUUAAUGAUAGGACAAAAAAGAAUGCGCAGAAUUCACAUAAUUCACAUAAUUACUAUACAUUUAAACGUUAUACUACGCUACCGACAACCACAUUGACACCAUUGAAUACAACAACAAGUUUUAUGAAAGCAGAUAAUGAAAGCGGACUGAUAAACAAUAGGACGACAACAUUUCUGCUUGAACCGAUGAAUCCGUUAAUUCAUACAAAUGCUAUCACUACUAACAAUAUCAGUGGUAAUUUUCAUGAUACACUGACAACACCCUAUCCAACAACUUUUAUCAAUCAUAAUAAUAAUAGUAGUAAUAAUGAUGAUAACAGUAAGAAUACAAUGUUCUUUUGUCCAGACCAAUUGAGUAAUCGUCACGAUGCGUCUUUAUACCAGCAUCAUAAACAACAACAACAACUAUAUUCUCAGGCGGACCGGUAUGGUGUCCUUGAUUCUGCUGUCGGCGGGAAUGAUGAAAGUCUUAAGAAUGUAAACUUUGUAUAUAAUACUAAUAAUAGUAAUAAUAGUAGUAGUAAUGACAAUAAACCAGAGAUUUCUUUACAGGAAUAUAAAAAACUGACUAGUCCAUCCAAUGAUACAGUUUAUUUUGGUGUAGAUUUUCCUAAUUCUAGUUAUACUAUAAAUCCAUUAGAUUUGACGCUUUGUACAGAUAGUUUACAAAAAUUGCAAGCACAGACACAAUCACAAAUAUUACAACCAAUACUGGGUCAAGCACAACCACAACAAACAACAUCAGCAACAACACCAGCAACAAUACCAACAGUAUGUAGAAGGCUGAACAGUUUAAGGUAG